AUGGUUUCCUUUUUGGGUCGAAUGGAGACUCGCCGUCUUCACGGCACUGACAUGAAACGCUUGGUGCGCAUCCUGCGAGAUGUCCCGACACCCACCGAGGAGCGUUAUGAGCGCAGAGUGGCACUCUACCGAAAGUUCACCAAGUUGGAUAUCCAAGAUCUCCCUCGUCGCUUACGCUCCUCUCCUCUAUUCUUCGGGACUUCUGGAAACCUCUGCUGCAUCCACAAAGGUCUAGAUGCACAUCUAAUCAAUGACAUCUGGGCAUGGGUGAAGCACGAGUUCGAAGGGGCGAUCGGCCAGUUUCUUUACCCUCUGAUCAUGUGUAAUCUUCUGACCCCAGACCAAGAGUGGAAGGUGCGUCAAAUGGAACCUGUGCUGCAAAUGUGGCGACAGGAUUUCAAUAUUGAUGCUUCUGCGCCGCCUGGCCAUGAGCCCAUCUACUGUGGAGACAAGUGGCACUAUCAGCGCGAUCAGUGCCCAGCUUGUAUCAUGGCGCGUAUUGCUUCUGAUGAAGAUGUCCUCUCUGCUCUCUUUGCGGGCAUGAUCGGCCGCUUGAGUACAAAAAGUCUGACGAAUCCCAACGCCGCUCCUGAUACUCCUUACUGGGCAGAGACGGGCUCGAAGCGUAUACGGUUCGUAAAAUACUGGAUCAAGAAGACUCGUGGCGGUGAGAAGACCCUUUACGAAGCCGGUGACCUUGGUAUGAGAUUAAAGUUUUUGAUACUCGAGCGAAGGCACCAAAAGGAGACUCUGUAUCAGACGCUCUCUGGCACAACAGCGAACUCCUCUUCAGAUACAUCCUCCAAUCACAAAAAAGCUGAGUACUCAAUCUAUAUGCAGGUUGACACAAAAUUAGGUCCGAACCCUCGCCCUUUCAGCGUAGAGCAGUUCUCCCCAGCAGAACCCCUAGGUUUCGAUAUGCGCGAUAAGCAGGACUACAUCUCUACCAAAUCAUACAACCGACAAGACACGCACCCAGCAUACCACCAAGACAACUACCAAGCCUCACCUUGUAAGUCCUCAUUCUAUUCAUCCUACCACCACCACUCAAACAACUCACUGAGCCCCAGCGACAGCAUCAGCGUAACAGCCCUACAUCCCGCGCCCCUACGGAUAAAAAAACGAGACCCAAGCCACACCCGCCACCGCAACUCCUCCACCCUAAGUACAACCAGCACCAUCCUCUCCUAUACUGGCAGCCCCUCACAACACCCACAAUACCGCGACCCCUUCAACAACCCCAUCUACAACAUCACCGAACCAGUGAAGCUACAUCAAGAAAAUUAUAGAAGGCUCUUAGCUACUGAAAACCCUUAUACGUACUCUAGUUUGACGUUCAACAUUGAACCCGACGAUCAGCGCGACACCGCGCUUCCGCGGCCCAAGCAGGCAUCCAUGUACUUUGCGUACUGGGACAAGAAGUUUAAUGGGGAGAGGUUCGAUGGCGUUGAUGAGGAGCCGAGGCGUGAGGAGCUGGACACGUGGGAGAGGGAG
Molecule: messenger RNA, 1494 nt
Organism: Bipolaris sorokiniana ND90Pr
Lineage: Eukaryota; Fungi; Ascomycota; Dothideomycetes; Pleosporales; Pleosporaceae
Exons: 1
Source: RefSeq, a predicted model, not a curated record